Closterium sp. NIES-65 is the source of this 1296-nucleotide messenger RNA. The record is from the annotation of a GenBank genome assembly. Lineage: Eukaryota; Viridiplantae; Streptophyta; Zygnematophyceae; Desmidiales; Closteriaceae.
AUGGGAAUGGGGAUGGGGAUGGGGAUGGGGAUGGGAUGGGGAUGGGAAUGGGGAUGGGGAUGGGAUGGGGAUGGGAAUGGGGAUGGGAUGGGGAUGGGAAUGGGGAUGGGAUGGGGAUGGGAAUGGGAAUGGGGAUGGGGAUGGGGAUGGGGAUGGGGAUGGGAUGGGGAUGAGGAUGGGGAUGGGAAUGGGAAUGGGAUGGGGAUGGGGAUGGGGAUGGGGAUGGGGAUGGGGAUGGGGAUGGGGAUGGGAAUGGGGAUGGGGAUGGGAAUGGGAUGGGAAUGGGAAUGGGGAUGGGGAUGGGGAUGGGAAUGGGGAUGGGGAUGGGGAUGGGGAUGGGGAUGGGAAUGGGAAUGGGAAUGGGGAUGGGGAUGGGAAUGGGAAUGGGGAUGGGGAUGGGGAUGGGAAUGGGAAUGGGAAUGGGGAUGGGGAUGGGAAUGGGGAUGGGGAUGGGGAUCGGGAUGGGGAUGGGGAUGGGGAUGGGGAUGGGAUGGGGAUGGGGAUGGGGAUGGGAAUGGGGAUGGGGAUGGGAAUGGGAAUAGGGAUGGGGAUGGGGAUGGGGAUGGGGAUGGGAAUGGGGAUGGGGAUGGGGAUGGGAAUGGGGAUGGGGAUGGGGAUGGGAAUGGGAAUAGGGAUGGGAAUGGGGAUGGGGAUGGGAAUGGGAAUGGGGAUGGGGAUGGGGAUGGGAAUGGGGAUGGGGAUGGGGAUGGGGAUGGGAAUGGGGAUGGGGAUGGGGAUGGGAAUGGGAAUGGGGAUGGGGAUGGGAAUGGGGAUGGGGAUGGGGAUGGGAAUGGGAAUAGGGAUGGGAAUGGGGAUGGGGAUGGGGAUGGGAAUGGGGAUGGGGAUGGGGAUGGGGAUAGGAAUGGGAAUGGGGAUGGGGAUGGGAAUGGGGAUGGGGAUGGGGAUGGGAAUGGGAAUGGGGAUGGGGAUGGGGAUGGGAAUGGGGAUGGGGAUGGGGAUGGGGAUGGGAAUGGGAAUGGGGAUGGGGAUGGGGAUGGGGAUGGGGAUGGGAAUGGGAAUGGGGAUGGGGAUGGGGAUGGGAUGGGGAUGAGGAUGGGGAUGGGAAUGGGAAUGGGGAUGGGGAUGGGGAUGGGGAUGGGGAUGGGAAUGGGGAUGGGAAUGGGGAUGGGGAUGGGGAUGGGGAUGGGGAUGGGAAUGGGAAUGGGGAUGGGGAUGGGGAUGGGGAUGGAGAUGGGAAUGGGAAUGGGAAUGGGGAUGGGGAUGGGGAUGCGAAUGGGAAUGGGGAUGGGAAUGGGGAUGGGGAUGGGGAUGGGGAUGGGGAUGGGAUGGGGAUGA